This is a messenger RNA of Penicillium cataractarum, 972 nucleotides long. Its product is annotated as SMP-30/gluconolactonase/LRE family protein. Gene Ontology annotation, molecular function: gluconolactonase activity; calcium ion binding. The transcript has 3 exons. The record is from RefSeq and is a predicted model, not a curated record. Lineage: Eukaryota; Fungi; Ascomycota; Eurotiomycetes; Eurotiales; Aspergillaceae. Gene Ontology annotation, biological process: L-ascorbic acid biosynthetic process. Bases 1 to 972 code for a protein of 323 amino acids.
AUGACGGAACCACUCGAAUCCAUUAAUGGCGGAAAGGCGUGGUAUUACUGUUCCAAACCCAUGGUCCUCGGUGAAGCUCCGAUUUAUCGAGCCAGCGACUCAACACUGCACUGGGUGGACUGUCUGUCCGAGCCCCCAGAGCUCUACAUCCUCAAGGUAGAUUCACAAACUGGCGAUGCAAUUGGGGAUGCUCGUGUUCUUCCCCUCGAAGAUAGCGUAACUGUUGCAUUCUUCCGCAAAAAUCGACCUGGCAGUUAUAUUGCCGCCUACUACCAAGGAGUGUGCUUCUUGGACGAGGCCACGGGCCAUUUCGAGGUAGUCAAAGAAAUCAUUCCAACCAGCCAGCGUGACGAGCUCCGCUUCAACGAUGGAGGAAUCGAUGCAAAGGGGCGGUUCUGGCUGGCGGAGAUCGAUAAGCGAGCGAUGGCAUUUGGACCCAAUCAACUUCCGGCCAGCUACGGAACACCCAAAGGCCGACUGUGGAGAUAUGAUCCGGAUGGGAGCUUGCAUUUGAUGAUUACAGAGGGGAUAGUUUGCGGAAACGGGCUCGCAUGGAGUCCAGAUAACAAAACCAUGUACUUCAAUGACUCGGUCGCGAUGAUGGUCUUUGCAUUCGACUUUGAUCUGGAGAGCGGCAAUAUCUCAAACAAACGACUUCUUGUGGAUAGACGCGCGUCAUAUGGGGAGCCGGAUGGCAUGGUGGUCGAUUCCGAGGGAAAUCUUUGGAUAGCUGUGUUUGCAUCCCAUCGAAUUAUGGUAUUUUCUCCAGAAGGCAAGCACCUGAAAGACGUCGUAGUAACGGCCAAGAACCCAGCCUGCACUACAUGGGGAGGGAAAAACCAUGAUAUCAUCUUCAUGGCUAGCGGAAAAGAUCGUACAGCCAACCCGGAACCGAAUGAUGAGGGCGGGCAUAUGUUCAAGUAUCAUCCUCGAGAUGCACAUGGGUAUCCAAAGUAUGAGUUUGAAGGGUAG